This is a messenger RNA of Camelus dromedarius (Arabian camel), 3728 nucleotides long. It is a transcript of the gene NEK4, whose product is annotated as NIMA related kinase 4. The coding region runs from base 231 to 2618 and encodes 795 amino acids. Gene Ontology annotation, molecular function: ATP binding; protein kinase activity. The transcript has 15 exons. Lineage: Eukaryota; Metazoa; Chordata; Mammalia; Artiodactyla; Camelidae. The record is from RefSeq and is a predicted model, not a curated record. Gene Ontology annotation, biological process: protein phosphorylation.
UGUGGUGGGUCCUCCGGGCCGUGGAGCAUGCGCGUGGCUGCGCCCUCCGGGAUCGAUCGCUAUGGCAGCGGCGUCGCCGUGGGUCGGGCCUUCGGUCUGGCGCCCAGGCCCUGCCGCCCCAGCAGCCGCCUGCACCAUAGCCUCUCGGGCAUGAGCCGGGCCUCCCGCUGCCGCUCACCGCCCCGCCCGCCGCUGCUGCCGUAUCCCGACUGUGGGCACGCGCCGGGAUCAUGCCCCUGACCGCCUACUGCUACCUACGGGUCGUGGGCAGGGGCAGCUACGGGGAGGUGACGCUCGUGAGGCACCGGCAGGACGGCAGGCAGUAUGUCAUCAAAAAGCUGAACCUCCGAAAUGCCUCCAGCCGGGAGCGACGAGCUGCUGAACAGGAAGCUCAGCUCUUGUCCCAGCUGAAGCACCCUAAUAUUGUUACCUACAAAGAGUCAUGGGAAGGAGGGGAUGGUCUGCUGUACAUCGUCAUGGGCUUCUGUGAAGGAGGUGAUCUGUACCAAAAGCUCAAAGAGCAGAAGGGGAGGCUUCUGCCUGAGAGUCAGGUGGUGGAGUGGUUUGUUCAGAUCGCCAUGGCUCUGCAGUAUUUACAUGAAAAACACAUCCUUCACCGAGAUCUGAAAACUCAAAAUGUCUUCCUGACAAGAACAAACAUCAUCAAAGUGGGCGACCUAGGAAUUGCCCGAGUGCUAGAGAACCACUGUGACAUGGCUAGCACCCUCAUUGGCACACCCUACUACAUGAGCCCUGAAUUGUUCUCAAACAAACCCUACAACUAUAAGUCUGAUGUCUGGGCUCUGGGAUGCUGUGUUUAUGAAAUGGCCACCCUGAAGCAUGCCUUUAAUGCAAAAGACAUGAAUUCAUUAGUUUAUCGGAUUAUUGAAGGAAAGCUGCCACCAAUGCCAAAAGAUUAUAGCCCAGAGCUGGCAGAACUGAUAAGAACCAUGCUGAGCAAAAGGCCUGAAGAAAGACCUUCUGUGAGGAGCAUCCUGAGGCAGCCUUACAUAAAACGCCAAAUCUCCUUGUUUUUGGAGGCCACAAAGGCAAAAACCUCCAAAAAUAAUAUUAAAAAUGGUGGCUCUAAAUCCAAGCCUGUGACUCCAGUGGUUUCUGGAAACACUGAAUCAAAUCAUGAAGUAAUUCCCCACCUACCACAAUCUUCUGAGGGCCCCAAAACAUAUAUAAUGGAUGAAGGUAAAUGUUUGUCCCAGGAAAAACCCAUAAUCGUUGGCCCCUUGAAGACACCUACAGGUCUGAAAGGCCAUACCUGCAAACCAGACGUGAGCAAUACCACAGAAUCACUAGCCACGAUCAGUAGGGUGAAUAUUGACAUCUUACCUGCAGAAAGGAGGGACUCAGUGAACGACGGCUUAUUUCAAGAGAAUCAGCCAGGACACUUAGAUGUCUUUAAUCAGCUGGACGGUAAAUGUAACAUUUCUCAAGCGAAGGAAAGGCUGCAAGAAAACACUAAGUCCAGUGUUCAACCUGGAAACCAAGUUCCCACAGGGUCCUCUAACAAUGUCGCUGAAGAAGGGAAUGUCCCAGUGAAGCCUCUGCAGCCCCUAAACAAAGACCAAAAUUUACCAAAAGACCAGGAUCAAGUUGCUGGUGACUGUGUUAUAGAAAAACAAGGCAGAAUCCACUUAGGUUUACAGCCACACAGCUCUGGGUCUGAACCUUCCCUGUCUCGACAGCGGCGGCAGAAGAAAAGAGAACAGACUGAGCACAGUGGGGAAAAGAGACAGGUCGGCAGAGAUCUCUUUGGAUUUCAGGAGACUUCUCGUCUUUUGCCUUCUCUUCUUACUGUUGAAAAAGUGGAUGUCACAUCAACACAAAAAGAUGCUGAAAACCAAAGUAGAGUGAUCAGUGGGUGUGCGAGAAGAUUGAGGAGCACUGAGAUAUCAUCAUCGAAGGACCGACCAUUAUCAGCAAGAGAAAGGAGGCGUCUGAAGCAGUCUCAGGAAGAGAUCUUCCCCUCAGGUCCUUCAGUGAGGACAGCCUCUCUGAGUGUAAUGGGGCCAGGGAAACCACAAGAGGAAGGCCAUCCCACCCUUUCUCGAUGGUUGUCUUCUGACUGCAGCGUUGCUCAGGAAGGGAAACCUACCCAUUGUCUCUCUGAGGAUGAAUUAAGUUCUUCUACAAGUUCAACUGAUAAAUCAGAUGGGGAUUCCAGGGAAGGAAAAGGUCAUACAAAUGAAAUGAGUGACUUGGUACAGUUGAUGACUCAGACCCUAAAGUUGGACUCUAAAGAAAGUUGUGAAGAUCUCCUAGUACCGGAUCCAGUGUCAGAAUUUAAACUUCAUCGGAAGUACCGGGAUACGCUAAUACUUCAUGGAAAAGUUGCAGAAGAGGCAGAGGAGCUCCAUUUUAAAGAGCUGUCUUCAGCUCUCAUGCCAGAUGCUGAAAAAAUCAGAAGAAUUGUUGAAGUCUUGAGAGCUGAUGUAAUUCGGGCCCUGGGGAUUCAGCUCUUAGAGCAGGUCUAUGAUCUUUUGGAAGAAGAGGAUGAAUUGGAGAGAGAGGUACGUUUGCGGGAGCACAUGGGUGAAAAAUAUACAGCUUAUAGUGUGAAAGCUCGCCAGUUAAAAUUUUUUGAAGAAAAUGUGAAUUUUUGAGAAUUUAUCUAAUUUGCUGCCAGAACUAAACUAUUUUCAAAGGUUUUUGGCUUAAACAAAAACAAACCUGUAAUAACAAUGACUGGAGGCCAUCCCGUCCUUAUAUCUCUUUGGGGUUUUAUUUACUGGGAAAAAAUUGGACAAAACAGUAAUGUGAAGCAAGCUCACAAAAGAAGAAAGCUUUGGCUCUCUUAUUCUCUUGAGGAAAAAUCUGUUAUACGAUGUUUGUUUAGUUACUGUUUACUGAGCCUUAAACCACCAACUUUAUAUGUAGAACUAUUUUUUUAAGGUUCUAAUUAGCUUUAAUACAGGAGCAUAAAAUAUUGGAUUGGAAGUUUUAUAUUAUAGUGAUAAAUGCAGUAGGGAAAAUAACCGACAUAAACUACUUUUUAUUGUUAACAAACUUAGGUAGCAGCUGAUAAAUUAUUUUUUUAUAAUUCUGGGAGUAGAUUUAAAGAAUAUGAAGUUGUAUCUAGUACUUGAGCAACUGAAUUCCUUUUUUGCACAUUGAUGGAUGUUUAGCAUUUUAUUUACAUUUAAUAUGAAUUUCAUUCAGGAUAUACAAGAAUUGAAACUAGAAUGUAUUUUGACCCUGUAAAUCAGUUUUUACAUACUCUUUAAGAUGUAUUUUUCCAUCAGCAAAAACAUUUUUGAACUCUUAAUUUCUUUUCUGAUUUAGCAAUUUUUAAGUAAAGUCCAGAUCCUUUUAGUUAUGUUGGACAUAUUUGUCUCCUGAAACUCAUCUUCUUGUACUAUCAAAAUACUGGUUGCCUUCUCAUGUUAUAAAUGUAUGUUUGUGUAUCACAUAUGUUAUUAGUUGUUUAAUAACGGGUAAUGCCCUUCUAGGAAACAGUUUUUAUAAAAUAAAAGUCUUGAUUAGUAAAUCUUCACUUCUAUAUUUCAAAGGACAAAAAAUGUCUGUUGCUCCAUAAAUAUUUUCAGUUUUUAUAAUUAAAAAUGUAUCUUACCUUCCUUGAAAAUUACACACACAUAAAAUAAUAAAAUGUUCCCUCUCUAGUCCCUUAACAGACCUUUAUGUAGUUUGUACUAUGUGCCAGAAACUAGGCCAAGAGCUGGGAUACAGUGGUGAAUAAAACAGUACUCCCUGCC